Messenger RNA from Etheostoma cragini (Arkansas darter), 2629 nucleotides. Its product is annotated as toll-like receptor 2 type-2. Gene Ontology annotation, biological process: inflammatory response; toll-like receptor signaling pathway; immune response. Lineage: Eukaryota; Metazoa; Chordata; Actinopteri; Perciformes; Percidae. Gene Ontology annotation, cellular component: membrane. Gene Ontology annotation, molecular function: protein binding; transmembrane signaling receptor activity; triacyl lipopeptide binding. The record is from RefSeq and is a predicted model, not a curated record.
UCUGUAUCUCAUUCUCUUGAGUUUCUUGAUGUGAACUUAUAGAGUUCUACCCUCGCUGUUGGGAAUCAACUCUGCAAGAAAGUCAGCAUGGGACAGAUGACCAACCUUUACUUCACCCUCCUCUUCGUCUACCUGUGCUGGGGUCAGAGGUCAAGCCCAGACGGCGAGAGGUCCUCCUGCGAUCAGUGUGACCUGCGGCUCACCUGUAACUGCUCCUACAGAGGAUUUACCCAUGUUCCCAUAGUGACAGGCCACGCCCUGACUCUUGAUCUCUCCUUCAACGACAUCACCGUAGUGACCAGUGACGAUCUGACAGGACACAGGAGACUUAGGGUUCUCAGUCUCCACGGUAACGGAGUAGCUACGAUCCAUCCGUCAGCGUUUGACUCUCUGUGGAGUCUGGAGGAGCUCGAUCUGUCCGACAACCAGCUGACCGCUCUCAACGACAAAUGGUUCAGAAGGCUAGAAGCUCUGCAGAAGCUCAACCUGCUCAACAACCCAUAUAGCUGCCUCGGUUCUCGUCCAGUGUUUCGGAGGCUGGUGAGGCUGCGGAGGCUGUCGUUGGGAGGUCCUGCUCUGGAGGAGCUGAAGAGAGGAGACCUAUCUGGAGUCACUGAGUUAGACGAGCUCACUGUGCACGGCAACAACCUGACAAGCUACGAGUCCGGUGCUCUGGGGGAGGUUUGGCCGUUAGGUCGUGUCACUCUGAGCCUCCAUGGUCCGUUUCUAACAAACACAGCCUUAGCCUCGGCUUUGCUUGCGGAUGUUACGUACCCUGAGACGCCUCUUGUUCUGGAAGACCUCCAUCUGAUUGGGAAUGAGUCUGUUCAGCCCUUCAGAGAGUCAGCCAGAAGGAGAGUCAGGAAAAUGGCCUUCAACAACCUUUUGGUGUCCGAUGAGGCCAUCGUUAACUUCCUCGUGGUGUUUGAUGGCGUGCCACUCACAUCCCUCUUCAUGGACGGCGUCACGCUGACAGGCGAGGGCAGGUGGGAAGGAGCCAAACAGACCGAUCUAAAAUGCAUCGACGAAUUCUUCGUAGAAAACGUCGUGGUGCUGAAUAUCUUUAAAUUUGCCUCCCUGCUGCAGCUGGGGUUUAUGCUGAAAUACCCCAGGAAGGUGUCUGUUAUAAACUCUCGGGUGUAUGUGAUGCCCUGUAACACAUCUCACCUGCUAUCGAGCCUGCAGUACCUGGACCUGUCAGACAACCUGCUGACUGACCUGACUCUGGCGGAGACCAUGUGCAACGGGGACGGCACGAUGAAGGACCUCCGCGUUUUAAACGUCAGCGGGAACGCUCUGAAGUCGUUGUUGACGGUGAGCCGGCAGGUAACGAAGCUCUCCAAACUGACCCACCUGGACAUCAGCAGGACCGGAUACAGUUCCAUGCCCGAGGCUUGCUCCUGGCCCUCCACCCUGCGGUACCUCAACAUCUCCAGGGCUAAACUCACAACCAUCACCCCCUGUCUGCCCCAAACUCUGGAGGUGUUGGAUCUGAGCAACAAUGAUCUCAAAGCCAUCCUUCUGAUCAUGCCUGUCCUGAGAGAGCUUCACCUCUCUGGAAACAAGUUACUGAAGCUGCCCCCAGGAUGGCUAUUCCCCAAUCUUCAAACACUGACAAUACAGGCAAACACCUUGAACAGGUUCAACCGUGCAGACCUCCAGUCAUACAGACGACUCCAGGACCUCCGGGCGGGUCAGAACAAAUUUGCAUGCUCCUGUGACUUUGUCUAUUUCCUCCAAUCAGGCAUUAAAGGAGGCAAAGACGUGAAUUUGGCAGAUGGAGAGGAGAGCUACGUCUGUGACUCACCUCUCUACCUGCAGGGGGAACCGGUGGGUCAAGUCCAACUCUCCAUAGUCGUGUGCCAGCGGGUUUUGUUUGUGUCAGUUAGCUGUGGGGUGGCGCUUUUUGUAGGGAUUCUGCUGUGCGUCCUGCUGUGGCGCAUCCAUGCAUUCUGGUACGUCAAAAUGACGUGGGCCUGGCUAAGAGCCAAGCGGAGCUCCAUGCGACGGGGGCGGCGGCGUAGACAUAGAACGGGCUCGGAGGAGCUGCUGUCCUAUGACGCCUUUGUGUCCUACAGUGAGAGAGACGCUAGCUGGGUGGAAAACUUCUUGGUGCCCGAGCUGGAGGAGCCGAGGGAGAACGAUGAAGACUCUGUGGAUCAGAAAACGGUCCGGCCUCUGACCCUGUGUCUCCACAAGCGGGACUUCCUUCCUGGACAUUGGAUUGUGGACAACAUCAUGAGUGCCAUGGAGCGCAGCCGACGGACCGUCUUCGUCCUCUCAGAGAAUUUUGUCCAGUCCGACUGGUGCCGCUAUGAGCUGGACUUCUCCCACUUCCAGCUUUUCGACGGGAAUGCCGGCGGAGACGAGGCCAUCUUGAUCCUUCUGGAGCCGCUGUCCAAGGACGACAUCCCCAGACGCUUCUGCAAACUGCGCAAACUCAUGAGCUCCACCACUUACCUGGAGUGGCCUCGGGAUGAGGAGAGGACUGGGGAGUUCUGGAGGAGUCUACGCAACGCUUUGAGAGGAGAAGACCAGGACGAUGACUGAGAGAGUUGGGAUGUGUUACAAAGUAUGUUAGAAGAGAAGAAAGAACAACAUGUGGACAAGGGGGAGGAGUUUGUCAAAG